Molecule: messenger RNA, 1272 nt
Organism: Diaporthe citri
Lineage: Eukaryota; Fungi; Ascomycota; Sordariomycetes; Diaporthales; Diaporthaceae
Exons: 4
Coding region: 1-1272 (423 amino acids)
Biological process (GO): transmembrane transport
Cellular component (GO): membrane
Molecular function (GO): transmembrane transporter activity
Source: RefSeq, a predicted model, not a curated record
AUGCCUCAAUCCAGGGGAAACGAUGCUUCGUCAAAGGGCCCCCAUGUCGAGAUGCUCGACGACCCAAUCAAGCCGAGUCCAGCCGCCCACGCUGAUAUCGAGGACCGACCACUGAAGGAGCGCCGAUUGGUACGCAAGAUCGAUAUUCGAAUCGCCUCAACCGGCGCUGUUCACAAUUUCACUGGCGCGGUCAUCCUUCGGUUUCUUCUGGGAUUCGUCGAAGCCCCCUUCUUCCCUGGAGCACUUUACCUGUUCAGUUCAUGGUAUACCAAGAAAGAACUGGCUGUGCGUAUCUCAGUGCUAUAUGCCGCGGGCCAAAUGGCUGGUGCAUUUGGAGGAUUACUUGGCAGCGCUAUCAUGGGUGGCAUGAACGGCAAGCUCGGCUUACCGGAUUGGAGAUGGCUCUUUAUCAUUGAAGGUGCCAUACCUAUCCCGGUUGCCUUUGUCACAUACUUCGUUCUUCCCGAUUAUCCCGCGACCACCAAGUGGCUCUCUGAUGGAGAAAGGAAGCUUGCUAUUCUGAGAAUCACCGAAGAGGCAGUCGAGGAAGACAACCGCAGCGAAGCAUCAGCAUGGCAGGGCCUCAAGAUGACCUUCACGGAUCCAGCACUGUACAUGUUCUGGCUCAUGCAACUUGGUCUCAACACGGCGGCAUCCUUCACAAACUUCUUCCCCACCAUUGUCGCAACGCUUGGGUACAACCAGCGCGAAACCCUCCUCCUAUCAUCCCCACCGUACGUCUUUGCUGCCAUCCUCGGCGUCAUCAACUCGUGGCAUAGCGACAAACACAGAGAACGAUGGCUACACAUUGUUUGGCCGCAGGUCUUUUGUAGUGUCGGUUUCAUCAUCUCCGCUACGACUCUCAACGUCGCUGCCCGUUACACGGCAACCUUCAUGAUGAUGAGCGUCUAUGGAUCAUUCGGCUGCAUUCUCUCCUGGGUCUCGACAACUCUCCCCCGACCGGCAACCAAACGAGCCGUGUCAUACGCCGUGAUAAACGCUGGCUCCAAUUUCGCUUCCAUCUACGCCAGCUACUUUUACCCGAAAUCCCAUGGCCCGCAGUAUUGGCAGGCCAACAUCAUCAACGUGGCCUUCUCAGCCAUGUGCAUCCUCCUCGCCACAACUCUUCACUUCUAUCUGAGGUGGCGCAAUACCCAGCUUCGCAAGGGGGGAGAUGCGGACCUGCUGGCGGAAAGCACGCGCGAGGGAUCACGGACAAGGGCCUUGGGCGAGCGAUGGCAAUGCCACCCUGCCUACCAGUACACUCUUUAG